This is a messenger RNA of Knipowitschia caucasica, 897 nucleotides long. Lineage: Eukaryota; Metazoa; Chordata; Actinopteri; Gobiiformes; Gobiidae. The record is from the annotation of a GenBank genome assembly.
AUGGACGCGUUUCAGAAAGUGGAGAAGAUCGGGGAAGGCACGUACGGAGUGGUUUAUAAAGCGAAAAACAAAGUGACGGGAGAAACUGUGGCUUUGAAGAAAAUCAGGCUGGAUACGGAAACAGAAGGUGUUCCCAGCACGGCCAUCAGAGAGAUCUCCCUCCUCAAAGAGCUCAGCCACCCCAACAUUGUCAAGCUCAGAGACGUGAUCCACACAGAGAACAAACUCUACCUGGUCUUUGAGUUUCUGCACCAAGAUCUAAAGAAAUUCAUGGACUCAUCUUCCGUCACCGGGAUCCCACUUCCACUAGUCAAAAGUUACCUGUUCCAGCUGCUGCAGGGCCUGGCCUUCUGUCACUCUCAUCGCGUCUUGCACCGAGACCUGAAGCCGCAGAACCUACUCAUCAACGCUCAGGGAGAGAUCAAGCUCGCCGACUUUGGGCUGGCUCGGGCCUUUGGGGUCCCUGUGCGCACUUACACACACGAGGUGGUGACGCUGUGGUACAGAGCCCCUGAGAUCCUCCUGGGCUGUAAGUAUUACUCCACCGCUGUCGACAUCUGGAGCCUGGGCUGCAUCUUCGCUGAAAUGAUCACCAGGAGAGCCUUGUUCCCCGGAGACUCGGAGAUUGACCAGCUCUUCAGGAUCUUCCGGACACUGGGGACUCCGGACGAGACUCUGUGGCCGGGCGUCACCUCAAUGCCAGACUACAAGCCCUCCUUCCCAAAGUGGGCGAGGCAGGACCUGGCCAAAGUGCUCCCCCUGCUAGACGAGGAUGGACGAGAGCUGAUCGGAGAGAUGCUGACAUACGACCCGAACAAGAGGAUAUCGGCGAAGAAGGCUCUGGUGCACCGCUUCUUCAGAGACGUGACAAUGCCUGUGCCGCACCUGCGACUAUAA